This is a messenger RNA of Pogoniulus pusillus (Red-fronted tinkerbird), 2208 nucleotides long. RefSeq names its product neuronal differentiation 2 (gene NEUROD2). Gene Ontology annotation, cellular component: nucleus. The record is from RefSeq and is a predicted model, not a curated record. Gene Ontology annotation, molecular function: DNA-binding transcription factor activity, RNA polymerase II-specific; protein dimerization activity; E-box binding. Lineage: Eukaryota; Metazoa; Chordata; Aves; Piciformes; Lybiidae. The transcript is spliced from 2 exons. The coding region runs from base 282 to 1355 and encodes 357 amino acids. Gene Ontology annotation, biological process: axon development; nervous system development; positive regulation of transcription by RNA polymerase II.
UGACAGAUGGCGAGUCCUCCUUCCCCAGAGAGACAAAUCUCCCUGAAUGCAAGCGCAUGUCAAUCAUUAGCUCUCAUGUGAUAGCUCUCGCGCAUGACGUGCCAACCAUAUGGCACUGGCAGCAGAGCUGGUACCCCCUUUGCUGGGUAGAGAUGCCACUCUCGCCUCCUUUUGGAUAGAGGACUGCAGGAGGCUGGGAGCACCUCAAGGAGCCACGUCCCAGUCCCAGAAGAUGCUGGGAACAAUGAAAUAGGAAUUCCUGCGGUCCGCCCGAAGCCACCAUGUUGACGCGACUUUUCAGCGAGCCCAGCCUGGUCCCCGAGGUCCCGAAAUUCGCCGGUUGGGCCGAGGAGUGCGAGGAGGAUGCGCGGAGCGAGAAGGAAGAACGGGCAGGGAAGGGCUGCCCUCCCCCCGAGGAACCGCCCGAGGGGUCGCUGGGGGAAAGCAAAGAGGAAGGGGAGUUAGGAGGGGACGAGGAGGAAGAGGAGGAGGAGGAGGAAGGCCUGGAGGAAGCGGAAGGCGAACGACCCAAGAAGCGGGGUCCCAAAAAACGCAAGAUGACCAAGGCGCGGCUGGAGCGGUCCAAGCUGCGGCGGCAGAAGGCGAACGCCCGGGAGCGGAACCGAAUGCACGAUCUGAACGCGGCCCUGGACAACCUGCGCAAAGUGGUUCCUUGUUACUCCAAAACCCAAAAGCUCUCCAAAAUCGAGACCCUUCGCUUGGCCAAGAACUACAUCUGGGCUCUCUCCGAGAUCCUACGCUCGGGCAAACGACCCGACCUGGUCUCCUACGUGCAGACUCUGUGCAAGGGGCUCUCCCAGCCCACCACCAACCUGGUGGCCGGCUGCCUCCAGCUCAACUCCCGCAAUUUCCUCACGGAGCAAGGCCAAGAAGGGGGCCGCUUUCACGGUCCCAACGCUUCCUUCGCCGUUCACCCUUACCCGUACCCCUGCUCGCGGCUGGCCGCGGCGCAGUGCCCACCCGCCGCCGGGCCCGGUGCCCACGGGUUGAGGACACACAGCUACUGCUCGUCCGCCUACGAGAGCAUCUACGGCAACGCCUCCCCCGAUUACAACAGCUCGGAGUACGACGGGGGGCUCAGCCCCCCUCUCUGCAUCAACGGCAACUUCUCCCUCAAGCAGGACUCUUCUUCCCCCGACCACGACAAAAGCUACCACUACUCUAUGCACUACUCGGCGCUGCCCGGUUCCCGCCCCACCGGCCACAACCUGGUCUUCGGUUCGGCGGGGGUACGCGGGGGGGUCCACUCCGAGAACAUCUUCCCCUACGACAUGCACCUCCCGCAUGAGCGGGGCCCUAUGUACGAGGAGCUCAACGCCUUCUUCCACAACUGACCCCCCCCCUCCUCCUCAUCCCAUCAUCACCACCCCCACCCCUGAACACUUCCCCUCCCUUCCCCCCCCCCACGACCCAUCCCCGAGGCGCGGGGAGAUGGGGGGGAGGGGGGGAACACACACACACGGGAUGGGGACACACACACACACACAAACACACACCCGCGGACCGGCCCCCGAGGGCUCCGCCGUGGGCUUUGGUGCAAUAUGGGGACCCGGCCCCGGCGGCGGGUCCCUGCGCCCCGUGGGGACAAAGUGCUUUUUUGGGAGGAUUUCCCCUUUUCCUUAAAUUCUGAUGAUUAUGAGGAGUUAGUUCGCUCAUUUGUCGUCGUUUGGUAGUUCAUUUAUCGCAGGUUCUUAUUUAUUUAGCUACUUUUUUUGAUACGAUCGUUAUUAUUAAUAAUUUAGGUAAUAAUUUAUUGCCACUCUUACUGCUUUUUCUGGCUUUCUUCUUCUUUCCUUCUUUUUUUUUUUAACCUUAUUUUUUUCCCCUUCAUUUUUCUUAUUCCUUUUCUCCUUUUUCUUUUUUUCCCCUUUGCCCCCUCCUUUUUUUCUUCUUUUCUUCUUCCUUUUCUUUUCUUUUUUCCUUCUUUUAUUAUUUUUCUUCUUCCUUUUCCAUUUUUUUCCUUCCCCCCUUCUUUUUCCUUCUUUUCUUCUUCCUCGUCUUUUUAUUUUGUUUUUUUCCUUUUUUCCCCUUCUUUUUUCUUUUUUCCCUUUUCUUUUUAUUUUGCUCCUUUUUUUCCUUCUUUUUACUCUUUCUGCCCCCUUUUCUUUUUAUUUUGUUAUUUUUUCCCUUCUUUUUUCUUCUUUUUUCCUUCCUUUUCUUCUCCCUUUUCUUUUAAUUGUGUUCUUU